CCUAGACCAUAAAUUACUAUAUAUGGCAACUAGGCGAGUUUUCCCGCCCCCAUUAGCUCCCACGUUCCCACUUCUGGGCAGGAGCCACCCAGCCGGCUGCUGACUAAGGAUGUCGCGUCAACCGUCAACGCUCACACCCAGGCCCUUUUUCCCCAUUUGUUUGAUGAAACACGUCUCCGUCUCAUUCCACGUCUGCAAUUGGUGCAAUGGGUGCUCCCCCAUGCGCCAUCAAGGGGCCGUCCGCUGCAGGGGGUCGCUGGUGUUGUUGUCUGACAGACCUGGGGCCGACUUCUCCUCCUGCUGCCACUCUCUGAAAAUCUUUCCCUUCUAUAUCUCCUUGCCCAUCUUUCCAUUCCUUCCUUUGUUUGCUUUCUGCUUCUUCUGGUGUGCUGUCAUCGUCCCAGGUCCCCUCCCUUUGUCACCUUGUCUGAUUUCCUCAUCUCCCCCUCUCCCCAAGUGAACAACACCUCGACAUCGAUACGCCUGCACUCCUGCAACGGUCCCUUUCACCCCGUCAGACACUGCUGGACAGUUCAUCCCCAUUCCCCAUUCCCCUCGAGCUUUCCAUCUCGCCAUAACCACCACCGCCACCAUGGCGUCCACCCCGUCCACGGACAACUCCAAAUCCAUCAAGCCCGCCGAGAUUGAGGUCAC
This is a messenger RNA of Westerdykella ornata, 654 nucleotides long. RefSeq lists its product as uncharacterized. The record is from RefSeq and is a predicted model, not a curated record. The transcript has a single exon. NCBI's taxonomy places the organism in Eukaryota, Fungi, Ascomycota, Dothideomycetes, Pleosporales, Sporormiaceae. Bases 110 to 460 code for a protein of 116 amino acids.